This is a messenger RNA of Spirodela intermedia, 395 nucleotides long. Lineage: Eukaryota; Viridiplantae; Streptophyta; Magnoliopsida; Alismatales; Araceae. The record is from the annotation of a GenBank genome assembly.
AUGAUGCAUCCAAGCAUCAUAUUGAAACACACGCAAUGGUGCUUAAUGUUUAAUGUGUGGAUAUUCGUAUAGUCAUGGGUUUGGCUUUAUGAUGAAUGAUCGAGUUGUUUAAGUUGUCUUCCCAUUGUCUUAUGUCGUGGUAAAGUGGAGCAUAUAGAUAAAAAGCUGUACUCACACAGAAAGAAGAACAAAUGAAGCUGAAGGCAGGCACUUAAUUGUACCUUAAUUGUGGUUAUUUACCUGUUCAUUGCUUUAAAUUAGUACAUGAUGUCAAUGCAACCUUGAAAAAUGUAAUGAUUUAGAGGUUUGAUUUAAUUGUUGAUUUGCUUUUCUCUGACGUAAAGCUAAAUUGUCUGGCCACUAUGUAAUACCAGAAUGACCUAUUAUACAGCUGA